Molecule: messenger RNA, 1834 nt
Organism: Cyprinodon variegatus (sheepshead minnow)
Lineage: Eukaryota; Metazoa; Chordata; Actinopteri; Cyprinodontiformes; Cyprinodontidae
Gene: sac3d1
Product: SAC3 domain containing 1
Exons: 4
Coding region: 103-1290 (395 amino acids)
Biological process (GO): spindle assembly; centrosome duplication
Cellular component (GO): centrosome; spindle; nucleus
Source: RefSeq, a predicted model, not a curated record
GUAUUACCAGCUUUUAUUUUGUGCAUGUUUCCCGGACGUGACGUCUUACCUGCUUUGUUUUCAUUGGACGCCAACGGAAAGUGACAAUAUUAACGUUUACCGAUGAACCGCAGGAGAAACAAGUGUGUCUCUUACUCACAGAACUGGAAUGCACCAUCAGGUGGACAGAGGGGGAAACAGAGAUGUCAAAGUGAAAGCAAACCCCAAAAGAAAGGGGUAGAACAAGAAGAGCAGGACUUUGGAAAAGGAGGAAAGGAAGUGGUUCCUAGAGGGACUUGUCCAACCAUGUGCCCUCAUAAGGAACUGUUGAACCGUGAGUCUCAGAACCGGCUUCACCGUUUCGAAGUGGUCCCAGGAACAGAGAAGUCUGCAAAGCCAAGGGGAGAUCCCCUGCGUGCCGUCAAAGAAUAUUCUAGACCAGCAGCAGGGAAAGAUGUGACAAAGCCCUCUGACCUGCGACCACCUGAUGUGUUGCUGAAGACUGUUUUCUAUCUCAUUGAUGAGCUUGCAGGGUCACCUAGUCUGCAGCCAUGGACUGAGGUGUACAGCUUUGUGUUUGAUCGACUGCGUAGCGUGAAACAGGACAUGAUCGUCCAAAGGUUGUCUGGAAAGGACUGUGUGGCCAUUUUGGAGUUAACAGUGCGUUUCCACAUCUACGCUUCAUAUCGGCUUUGUGGUGAACCCCUGCAGAUUUACGAUCCACGCAUCAACGAUACACACUUACAGGAAUACCUCAGUUGGCUGUUGGACUGCUACAAAACUGGAAGUGGACCAUACCCAAACCAAGAGGAGUUUCAAACUCUUGGUUUGCUCUACAAUCUGGGGUCAAGUCUUGCCACACAGCAUAUUUUGGAACUCCCUGAGCGCCUGCGCCAAGCUCCUUCAAUCAAGCUGGCUUUAGCAAUCAAUGAAGCAUUUCAGGCUGGAAACCCUGUGCGAUUACUCCGAUUAGCCCAGAAGCUGGACUUCCUGCAGGCCUGUGCGUUGCACCGCCACCUGCUGACAUGUCGCAGACGCUUACUGCUCAUAUAUUGCCACGGAUACAACAGCCGCAACUGCCGCUUCCCUCUUGAUAGACUAGCACAGCUCUUGUGCUUGGAAACAUCUUUUACAGCCAAACUUUGCCAGCUGUAUGGCAUUGAGGUGAAUCCGCAAAACCAGGUGUUGUUUUCUAAAAGUGCUUUUAAUGAACCGGAACAAGAGAGGCUGGAUUGUAAAGUGUAUCACAGCAUAGUGUCUGAGAAACAAAGAGGUCUCACAGUUAAGAGCAUCAUUCAUGGCUGCGUUUGAUACAAAUAUUUGGCUUCUAAUAAGUUUUUGAAUAAAUGGUUUGAUUUUGUAACACCAACAUCUUCAAGUUUCUUUUAAAUCUUUAGCACAGAGUUAAAACUGGAUUUUUCAUUUGAUAUUCUUAUUCUAUUGAGAAGUCGAUUAAUGAUUAGCUAACAAAAACAGUUUUUAUAACUGAUUGCAGAUUUUUCAAUGUUCAGCCUUUAAGACCGACAUCAGUAUUCUUACUCUGAAACACUGAAAUAUAUAUAUAAUAUUAUUUCUUGUUAAUGUGUUGUUUUUUUUAUCACUGAAUGUAAUUAGCAGUUAACCAUAGAGAGAGUCAGCAUGUUCAAUUCUAAAGGCUCACUAUGGUAUUAAAUGCUGGGUUAUUUUACCAUGUUCUUAUAAUCUCAUUAGCAUUCAGGGAUUCUGGAUUUGGAUCGAUGUGUAUUCAUUUUUAUUGAUCCACCAGCUAACUGUGAAUUCAUUUCAAUAAAUAUUUUUUAACAAAGCUGACCUUCCUCUUGUUUGUGUGACUGCAGUUUGCAUAUAUGUCAUUGCA